This is a messenger RNA of Volvox carteri f. nagariensis, 1299 nucleotides long. RefSeq lists its product as uncharacterized. Lineage: Eukaryota; Viridiplantae; Chlorophyta; Chlorophyceae; Chlamydomonadales; Volvocaceae. The transcript has 4 exons. The record is from RefSeq and is a predicted model, not a curated record. The coding region runs from base 182 to 781 and encodes 199 amino acids.
GGCUGAGUACAUUGACUCUUCAACACAACUUUCAAAACGCAAAAGUUUACACUUAAGACUUUUGCUCAUUCUGACUUGGUCUUUCCGACACGGCUGAGAGCCUACAGAAGACUCUACAGGCCUGUCAAAAGUUAUCCUUUUGACUGUUUUGUAUUAACUUGUGAGCUUGCUGAUAAUCAAGAUGGCCGGAGACAAGAGCGCGAAGGAGACAAAGAAGGCCGCAGGUGACGCACCUAAGACAAAGGCCAAGCGAAAGGACGAGGGCAAGGAGGAGGCCGAGCGCCCCAAGAAGGCUCCCAAGGCCGAGAAAGCCGCAACUGCGCCCAAGGCCAAGGCUGAGCCCGCCGCUAAGAAGGGCAAGAAGGCCGCUGAGGAGGGUGGCAAGGCCAAGAAGGAGAAGAAGGUCAAGGAUCCAAACGCACCAAAGAAGAACCUUACAGCCUUCAUGUACUUCUCGAAUGCGCAGCGCGACAAAGUCAAGACAGACAACCCCGGGGUUUCAUUCGGUGAAGUCGGCAAGCUUCUCGGCGAGAAGUGGAAGUCGUUGGGUGCCAACGAGAAGUCUGAGUACGAGGAGAAGGCCAAAAAGGACAAGGAGCGGUACGCGAAGGAGAUGGAGGCAUACAAGGAGAAGGGUGGGGAAGGCGCUGCUGCACCCGCAGCAAAGCCGAAGGCUAAGGCUAAGCCGCCCCCUCCCAAGAAGGAGGAGGAGGAUGAAGAUGAGGACGACGACGGAGAUGACGGAGAAAGUGGCGAGGAUGAGGUCAUUGACGAUGAGUGAAUGUGAUGAUGAGUGAACUUCCCGGCCCCCUGCCGAAAUUGGGGUGCGCUAGCGAAAAACUGCCUUGAAUUUUGCCGUUGGUCUAUUUGUAAUGCAUGGAGAGUGCGAUACCCUGUUGUUACUGUAUGAUUGGUGUCUGCGAUAAGUGGGGAUAGAACUGAUGCUUCAAGACUUGACGGGUGUUACGCUGUUCCGGAGAUGCCGUUUCUGAUGACAUUUCCAACCAACGUUUUGCCUGACUGGACGAAGACAGCAGGAGUGCAUGGUGCUUCUCCCAACCGGAUGCAAGCGCACGGUCCAGACCUUGACCUAUGAAGACCUACCUGUGGUGAUUGUUGUUUGGACUUGCUCGGACACGCGGGCGAUAAAUCUGACUUUUGAGACUUCUUGUGCGCUGCAUGUCUUGGAACCGCCUCUCAUAGAAUACAUCUGUCAAAUGCGAGCACAACGCAUGACUUCUGAAAAAUCACUGGUUACUUCGACUAUCGCCGGCUAUUAAUGUAAAGAAAUCUUUCAUG